Arachis ipaensis is the source of this 1634-nucleotide messenger RNA. Its product is annotated as mitochondrial inner membrane protease ATP23. The record is from RefSeq and is a predicted model, not a curated record. Gene Ontology annotation, biological process: mitochondrial protein processing; mitochondrial proton-transporting ATP synthase complex assembly. NCBI's taxonomy places the organism in Eukaryota, Viridiplantae, Streptophyta, Magnoliopsida, Fabales, Fabaceae. Gene Ontology annotation, molecular function: metalloendopeptidase activity.
AACCAUUGAACCAGUCACUCGACUGGUUCGAUGACCGGUCCGGUUCUCGCAACCUUGGUUAGAACCUAGAAGGCUACCUCAACCGGGUCUGGCCCUAUAUCGGAUCACCUGGACUGACCCGGUGAGGAUGCAUAGUACUCCAAAAUUUAGGGCGCGCACAAGCACUGAAGACAGUGAGGCACAACCCUGAACCUGAACCCCCCUUUCUCUCAGCACGCAGCCACGCACCCUCCUCAGUCCCCUCACGCACGGCGCCAUCCUUUCCCUCAGCCCUCUCGCUGUCUUUCACCAGCCACCGUCACCACUCGCCACCCUGAAAAAAAUUAGUUAGUGAUGAUAAAGAAGAAUGGGAGGAGGAGAUAAUUGUAUUCCUGCACAAAUUAUUUAGGAGAACAAAGUAAUGGAUACUGCUAUUGAUACUGCUCCAGCUCCUGAUGCACCACAAUGUUGCUAUUGAUUCUCACCCGGUUUUCACCCGGUGUAAUUGUAGCCUGAAUGUGUAUAGAUUUCACGUAAACAUAAUUUGAUUUCUUUUUCUCAUUUGCAUCUAAAUAGUUUACAAAAUUGUAAUUUUAACCAUUACCAUAAGCCCUCUUCUGCCCUCUCCCUCGACAACUGUUGCUUUCCACACUCUGCUUCCGCCCCUCCUCUCCCUCUGCCUCUCCUCUGCUUCUGCCUCUCCCUCCGCUCCCCAUCGUCUUCAAAGUGUGGUCCUCUACUAACUAAAGUUUCCUCAAACCCUAACUAAUCCCCUUCCUACGCUUCUCAUUAGCAUUUGUGAACAGAACCGAACCAAUGGCACAGGAGCCUUCUUCCCCUGGUGGUUCUUUGGGAGUCAAAGCGGUCGACGAAGUUCAAGCUAUGAUUCAAAAGAGUCUCGAACUUCCAAAGGUGAAGCACUUGAGGCAACGCAUGGCAGAAGCUGGCUGUGCUGUGAAGGACAAUUUUUUCAGAGCUGUUGUUUGCCAAGGGAGGAAAGGCAUGGCUUAUUUUGCUCCUGGUCACGGGAUAUUUGUGUGCAGCAACCAUGUAAGAUUUCAAGAUGAGGUCAACCAGUUGAUAAUUCAUGAGCUAAUUCAUGCAUAUGAUGAUUGCCGUGCUGUCAAUUUACAUUGGAAUAACUGUGCUCACCAAGCUUGUAGUGAGAUACGAGCUGGUCAUUUAAGCGGCGAUUGUCAUUUCAUGCGGGAACUACUUCGUGGUCAUUUCAAAUUGCGAGGGCAUGAACCGGAGUGUAUUAGAAGAAGAGUCUUGUUAUCUUUGUUUUCAAACCCCAAUUGUGUUGGUUCAGCUGCCAAGGAUUCAAUGGAAGAUGUAUGGGAUAUUUGUUACAAUGACACACAGCCAUUUGAUAAAGCUCCUUAAGAAAUUGCAUGGAUUGGUAGUGUUACCAUUUUAGCCGACCCACCUAGUGGGAUAAAGCUUUGUGAUGGUUGGUAGUGUUACCCUUCUUGCUAUUCUUUCUGUGACCAACAGUUUUGGAGGGAGACCGGCUUAAUGACCCAAUGUUGAGAAUUAAUUAUACAAAUCAUUGAAGGCUUGUUAUUGUUAUGGUGUAAAUUUCAAUAAAUUUUUCUCUGUUCAACAGAUCUUCUAUAAUUAUUUUAGGGUAUAUGCUCAAUUUAAUUCUUUUA